AUGCGUGUCAGCAAGCAGAUGAACCGGGAUGCUACCGUCUAUCUGCACAGCCAGAACGAAUUUGCUCUGAUUAGCUCCAAGUUUUUCGCCUUUGAAAUCGACAGAAAGCGCUUCCUGCCCACCGUCGCUACGGGCAAAGCUGCGAGGGUAUUCAAGGACCCUGCUAUCGAAGCUACCAUUGCUCAUGUUGGACCAACUGUAUGCGCUUGUUGUCCUGCUGGUAUUCAUCUGGCCAGGGACAGAGCAACUCAUGCAUUGUUUCUGCUGGUUGAUCUCAAACACCUUAUGCGAGAAUUGCGUUUGACCUAUCACGUGUGGCCUUCCGAGCCCAUCUACAUCAUCUCAGGAGCCAAGGACUCGCCCGUCGAACAUGUCCCAGUCAAGGUCGACACUCAGAUCAAGUUUGUCUGGAAGGUUCACCCUGCCCGCCGCCCGGACCUAACUGUUGAGGAGCGAAGGGCUAGGCAGGUCCGAUUGCUGGCCCCUCUCGACUUCCCCACUGGUAGCGGCAAGAAGAUCUCCGUCCUUGGUGUAGACAAAGACAUCGCUCGCAAGGUUACCGAUCAGCAUAUGCCACGUAUCUUAUCUGUCGAUGCUGUCGGGUGGGAUCUCUACGAUCUCCUCAAGAGCCAAAAGAAACACCUUGACAACACCUUGUCGCAGGGCACACCUACUCUCCCUGCUCUCAUCCACUCUUACACCGAUCUUGCCUGCGUGGGUUGGCAACUGAACAUCACGGGUCAAUGGCACAAUGCUUCUGUCACCAGACAUAAGCUCGAAGAGGAGGAUUAUCAAGCAACGAUCCCAGACUCGUGGCAGAUGGCUCCGCCUCACGAACACUUCCAGGGCUGGGAAACCAAGCCGAAGUUUCCUAAAGCUGAACUGGCUGCUCACAUCGUGAAGUUUGCCGACGACUUUGCUAAGCUUAAGCCUGAAGAGCGUACUCAAGGGUGGACUGACCAUGCGCUUGAUCGUGGACACGUUGCUUUCGCAUUCCUGAACCUUCCUCACGAGAACGAAGAAGAGGAAGGUACCGGCGUGCCUCCUAACUUCGUUCCAUUCUUCGCUGAGUUUGGAGAAGUGGCUAUGCUUGGAGACAUGAGCAUGUUCAUGUCGCCUGGCGGUGCUCCUUUUCCUUGA
Aureobasidium vineae is the source of this 1140-nucleotide messenger RNA. The record is from the annotation of a GenBank genome assembly. Lineage: Eukaryota; Fungi; Ascomycota; Dothideomycetes; Dothideales; Saccotheciaceae.